Messenger RNA from Diceros bicornis minor, 1680 nucleotides. RefSeq names its product pregnancy up-regulated nonubiquitous CaM kinase (gene PNCK). Gene Ontology annotation, biological process: peptidyl-serine phosphorylation. Gene Ontology annotation, molecular function: ATP binding; calcium/calmodulin-dependent protein kinase activity; calmodulin binding. Lineage: Eukaryota; Metazoa; Chordata; Mammalia; Perissodactyla; Rhinocerotidae. The coding region runs from base 293 to 1303 and encodes 336 amino acids. The record is from RefSeq and is a predicted model, not a curated record. Gene Ontology annotation, cellular component: intracellular anatomical structure. The transcript is spliced from 11 exons.
ACUUGGAGUGACAUGAAGAUCUGGGGGAGGGUUUGGAGACCAAGGGUGACAUGCUCUCAAAGCAAAUGCUCUGGCUGCUUCGUGUGGUCAGAAGGCAGAGGGAGCCCAGUGAGGAGGCUGUGGCUGUUGUCCAACUGUGUGCUGAUGGGGGCUCAGACCAGAGUGGCAGAAGUGGCUUUGGCAAGGCUGGGGCUAGGGAAGGAGGCUGUUUUAGACCAAAUGGCCUGGACGGCCUGUCUGCACAGAGGACAUUAGAACAGAGACCCGAAGGCAUGCAGAGAGCCAUGUCAACAUGUGGGUGAAGAGACUUCCAGACGGAGGACACUGGUGGUGCAAAGGCCCGGGGGCUGGCCCAGCUAGGCCGCCAGGGGGCUGGAGCAGGCGGGAACCGACAUGCUGCUGCUCAAGAAACAGACGGAGGACAUCAGCAGCGUCUAUGAGAUCCGGGAGAAGCUCGGCUCGUGAGUGUGUGGUCAGCCACCCCAACAUCGUGGCUCUGGAGGACGUCCAUGAGAGCCCUUCCCACCUCUACCUGGCCAUGGAGCUGGUGACGGGGGGUGAGCUCUUUGAUCGCAUCAUGGAACGUGGCUCCUACACAGAGAAGGAUGCCAGCCACCUGGUGGGCCAAGUCCUUGGUGCUGUCUCCUACCUGCACAGCCUGGGCAUCGUGCACCGCGACCUCAAGCCUGAAAAUCUCCUCUAUGCCACGCCCUUCGAGGACUCCAAGAUCAUGGUCUCCGACUUUGGCCUCUCUAAAAUCCAGGCUGGCAACAUGCUAGGCACCGCCUGUGGGACCCCGGGAUAUGUGGCCCCGGAGCUCUUGGAGCAGAAACCCUACGGGAAGGCCGUAGAUGUGUGGGCCCUGGGUGUCAUCUCCUACAUCCUGCUGUGUGGGUACCCCCCCUUCUACGACGAGAGCGACCCUGAACUCUUCAGCCAGAUCCUGAGGGCCAGCUACGAGUUUGACUCUCCCUUUUGGGAUGACAUCUCAGAAUCAGCCAAAGACUUCAUCCGGCACCUUCUGGAGCGAGACCCCCAGAAGAGGUUCACAUGCCAACAGGCCUUACAGCAUCUUUGGAUCUCUGGAGACGCAGCCUUUGACAAGGACAUCCUGGGCUCAGUCAGCGAGCAGAUCCAGAAAAAUUUUGCCCGGACCCACUGGAAGCGAGCAUUCAAUGCCACCUCUUUCCUGCACCACAUCCGGAAGCUGGGACAGAGCCCAGAGGGUGAGGAGGCCUCAGAGCAGAGGAUGACCCGCCACAGCCACCCAGGCCUCAGAACUGACCAGCCCCCCAAGUGGUGAUGCCUAGGCAGAUGCCGAGGCCGAGUGCAUUGACCCCGAGAUUCCCUUCCUGUGGACCUUUUCAGUCCCCCGCCCCCAUACCCAGGGGCUGCCUUCUGCUGGAGAGUUGGAGAUGCAUGGGUGUGGCACAUGGCGCUGGGGCAGGAGCGGGCCACCCCCGUCUGCCCUCCAAGCUCUCCUGUUGCCCAGGUGUCUGCAGGGGCUCCCCUCUCCUGUUGCCGCCACAUUCCCUCUAGAAGCCAGAGAAGCUCCAGGGGCUCUCCUUCCUGCACGCUGUUCUGUGCUUUGCUGGCUGUGGGUGGUCCUGCCCGCUUGUGUCUUGGUCCUCCAGCUGCCCUCCAGUUUUCCCCAAAUCAAUAAAGACAGACAGAGCAAUG